This is a messenger RNA of Syzygium oleosum, 366 nucleotides long. RefSeq names its product putative polyol transporter 2. Gene Ontology annotation, molecular function: carbohydrate transmembrane transporter activity. Gene Ontology annotation, cellular component: membrane. Gene Ontology annotation, biological process: transmembrane transport. The transcript has 2 exons. Lineage: Eukaryota; Viridiplantae; Streptophyta; Magnoliopsida; Myrtales; Myrtaceae. The record is from RefSeq and is a predicted model, not a curated record. The coding region runs from base 1 to 366 and encodes 121 amino acids.
AUGGACCUGAAAGUAUCCGAAGUCCAUCUUGAUGUUUUGACGAGGAGCCUGAGCAUGUUCACGUUCCUUGGAUUGGUGACGGCGAGAUGGAUUUCUGAUCAGUUUGGCUGCCACAAGACGAUUAUGGUGGCAAGGAUCAUAUAUCUCGUCGGACCCCUUCUUAUGGGUUUUGCCCCGUGCUAUUCUGUUUUCUUGGCCGGCUGCUCCUGUGCCACUUUCGGCGCCGGCUUCGCUCUCAUGAUUACCGCCAUGUACGCAACUGAGAUUUCCCCUCUCUUCUCCUGUGGUUUCUACGUCUCCUUCCCUCAUAUGUUCAUCAGCUUUGGCAACCAGGUGGCCAAUUACUUCUCCAAACGCCGCCGGUAA